This is a messenger RNA of Vicia faba (fava bean), 339 nucleotides long. NCBI's taxonomy places the organism in Eukaryota, Viridiplantae, Streptophyta, Magnoliopsida, Fabales, Fabaceae. The record is from the annotation of a GenBank genome assembly.
AUGGAACGCGCUGAACGAUGGCGUCCUAAUGGCGUCACUGUCGUUGUCACUGCUGGAGGAGAGAAGCUGACCAGGAACUCCGGCGUGACGCGGAAGAGGAAUGGAAUUCCUGGUAGGAUUCUUGCCGCUCGAGGAGCAGAGCCCUCAGGAGGUCGUCCAAAGCCCGAAUCCGGUCUCGGGUAUUUUGCAUGUUGCCACCCGCUCCAGAUUGAUGGGCGAACGACGGGGAUUGAACCCGCGCGUGGUGGAUUCACAAUCCACUGCCUUGAUCCACUUGGCUACAUCCGCCCCUACCCCCGCACUGGUUUUAGUCUCUAUCUACGAUCAGAUUCUUUCUGA